GCCGGAGCGGAGGAGACCCGGAGCAGCGGGCGCAGGGGGCGGGGGUGCGCCCGGCCCCCCUCCGCUCCGCAGCCAGAGCGGGGCCGCCGGGCUCUGUGCCGGCCCCGCGCCGGACUCGGGAGGAUGCGGAGCCAAGGCGGGCGGGAGAGUCUGUCCGAGUCCAGGGACCUGGACGGCUCCUACGACCAGCUGACGGGCAACCCGCCCGGCCAAACCAAAAAAGCCCUGAAGCAGCGACUCCUCAAACUGCUGCCCUGCUGCGGGCCCCAAUCCAUCCCCUCAGUCAGCGAAAACAGCGUGGAGGACGAGUUCGAGCUCUCCACCGUCUGCCAUCGCCCCGAGGGGCUGGAACAGCUGCAGGAACAGACCAAGUUCAGCCGCAAGGAGCUGCAGGUCCUGUACCGGGGCUUCAAGAACGAAUGCCCGACUGGCCUCGUUAACGAAGAGAACUUCAAACAGAUCUACUCCCAGUUCUUCCCGCAGGGAGAUUCUGGCAUGUAUGCUGCUUUCCUCUUCAAUGCAUUCGACACCGACCGUGACGGCUCUAUCAGCUUCGAGGACUUUGUGGCCGGUUUGUCCGUGAUUCUCCGAGGCACCAUAGACGACCGGCUCAGCUGGGCUUUCAACCUCUAUGACCUGAAUAAAGAUGGCUGCAUCACCAAAGAGGAAAUGCUGGACAUCAUGAAGUCCAUCUAUGACAUGAUGGGAAAAUACACGUACCCGGCCAUGCGGGAGGAGGCCCCCCGGGAGCACGUGGAGAAUUUUUUCCAGAAGAUGGACCGGAAUAAGGACGGGGUGGUCACAAUCGAGGAGUUCAUCGAGUCGUGUCAGAAGGACGAGAACAUCAUGAGAUCCAUGCAGCUCUUCGACAACGUGAUCUAGCCCCUGCUGGACCCGCCACCGGGCCAAGCUCCUGCUUCUCUCUUGUCUCUUCCUCUGAGACCCUCCCAUCCUGGCUGCGCAGCCCCCCUGAACGCUGCAGGGGAAGGAUUUCGGCUCCGGGAGACGUGGUGGCGGCACCUACAAUGGAGGGACCCUGGCCCUGGGGCUAGCUGCGGCUCUGCUUGCCAUGAGGACAUGGGCGUCCUGAGCCGCUCCUGGGGGCAGAGCGUGGGCACCACCUGGCAGAAGGCAAACCCUGUCCCAGGGCACCUGGACCCAAACGGACCCUCCUACGCCCAUAGCUCGGAAUCAGAGCUGCCUGGCUCCGGAUAGCACCCACCCCCUCCUGCUAGGUAUCCACUGCGCACCCCGGUUCACAGUGACCCCCGUCCUCCAGGAUUCAGAGCUGGCUCCCUUCCCUCGUCUCUGGCCCCAGCUCCAGGAUCCCACCUGGAACCCAAUUGGGAGUAUUGCACCCGAGGGCCUGCUGCAUGGGUUCCUCUGCAGCUCCAGCCAUUGCCAGCAGGGGGCGGAUUGCGUCCUGCACCCACCAGUUCCAGAUGCUUUCGUCAAACCAGGGCCGGUCCCGUUGCCGUUCAUCACGGGGGCCAUCACCCCUCCCCUGGUGCUGGGUCAGGGAGAUGCCCUCUGCUGCUUCCACCUUCCCCCAGUCAGGGUGGGCAGAGGAGCUGUGCCUGGAUCCCCUGGCGGAGGCAGGCAGGCUGGGCGCGUCCCUGAGCGCUCACGGGUUAGUCACCUGCAUUAGCCAUAGGGAGCAGGAGCUUGGCUGGGCUUAGCCAGCGACAGGGGAAUGAGGUGGCCCCUAGAGCCCAGGGGCAGAGGGAGAGGCUGGGGAACGGGCCGGGACGCCUUUCACCACGAAGCCCCCGUCCCAUCGGGAGCACUGGGGCAGUGACUGCCGGGGCCGAGCCAGGAGGCGCCGGUCUCACACCACAGCCCAGCCGCUCGGGGUGCCUGCACCGUGGGGGGCCUCCCGGCUCCCAGCAGAGGGGCUUGGCUGGGGGGGCUGGUUAGCGUGGCGGGCACCAAGCGCAGAUGAACUGUGGGGGAACUUGCCCAGCCUCUCCGGGACUGCUGGGGACAGAGGGGGCAUCAGGCGCCAGGAAUCCAGCUGGCACUUGGUGCCUGGGCAAAAUGUUUCCCUGAAAUGACCUAACGCAAGGGGCUUGGCCCUGGGGUGUCACUGGUGGGGUGGGGGGUGUAUUGGAGAAGCAGAGAGUCCAGUCCGGGACUGACAGCAGCCUCUCUGGGCGGCUUUUCAGUUCCUUGUGCUCUCUUGCUCCUGGUGCCCUGCUCUCUGCUGGCCCCAGGGCACAACCUGCUUCUUUCCUGCCUGAUGCUCCCCACUGACACUUCACUCCGGUCAGUCGCAGCGGGCGGCACGUGGCAGGGCCAGUGAGCAAUGCUCCCUGGAGAGCCCGUGGCUCUGGGGACUCCCCCGCCUUGAGAUCUCACCACCCCAGCCCUGAGCAAAGUGGGGCCAAGGCUGCUACCGCCAGCUGCACCCCAGAUGGAGGAGGGGGCUAGGAGCCCAGAGGGUGUCACUCAGGCACCUGCUGGGGGCCCCUGUGCUCAGGCCAACGUGGGCGGGUGAUGGGAGCCGGGGGGGGGGUGGGCUGCACAGAGUCCCAGAGGAGCCCAGAAGAGAGACGAUGCCAUGAGCUGGGCAGACAAUCAGUUGAGGGGGAAUAGCUCGGCAGCCAGCCGUCCGUCUGCCUCGGGCUGACAUGGGGCAGGACAGGCUGGGAGCCAGAGAGCCACGGGGCUUGUGUGUGGCCAGCGCAUGCCAUUCCUAGGCAACACAGCCCAGCCAGUGCCACCGGGGACAGGCUGGCAGCCUGGUCCUUGGGGUCCCUCUGAUGACAGGAGGGUGUCACUCCCUAGCGCCCCCGAGGGGCAGCGCAGCCAUCCCCACGGGUAUUUUAUCACCAGCAGUGGCCAGUGCCUGGGGCUUCAAAGGAAGAUUUGGCCCCAUCUCCUGCCCUGCACAUGGGCAGGUUCCUCUGGACCCCGGCUGCAGAUUAUCUCCAGCCCUGGGUCUGAGAUGCCACGGCCCCUGUCAUUCUCUGUGCAGACGCAGUUCCUGUUCACACCGAUAGCCUUGUUGGAGCUGUGCUGAGCCAGCUGCCAUUACAAUCUCUUGCAGCAGCAAGUUCCGCAAGUAAACUGCAUGCUGCACCAAGGCACUUCCCAGGAUCUGCCCCCCUGUCCCUCAGGCCGGGUCCUGCGAGGUGGGGCCUGUUCCCCAUUCCUGAUAGCUGAGUGGAGCUGUUCAUCUGGGCAGGGAGGCAGGUUCAAUGUGCUCCUAGCCUGGCAGGCCUUGGCAGUGGUGGGAGAAGUGGGAUGAGCGCUGCUGUCAGGGCUGAGGGUGUGCGCAACAAGGCAGAGCCGGGGCAGCCUGGGGAAUUUCCCCGGGGAAGCAGCUCCAUGACCAGGGCCCAUCAGCGGGGAAAGACAGGUGUGACAGAGCCCAGGGCAGCAGACAUCCCUGGCCAGCCAUCCCCACUGGUUGUGUAGGCUACUAGGGUUGAUUAUACCUUGUCAAGCCUGCGUGGCUCUCGACACUGCCAGGUGGGUGGGACCCACCCGUCCUGCUCUCUGCUGGGUAUGGGAAGGGGGGCACUGAGCCCUGUGCCGCUAGAGGUCAGAUGGUGCACUGGGGCAGACAGCCCACCCAGCGCCCGGCUGCCCAAGCUGCAGCCUCUUUGUCAGGGAGUGGCAGCCGAGGGCUGGGCUGGCACCAACUCAGCAGCGCCCAAGCGGGGAGGCAGGAGGGCUUGUGGGACCUGGAUCUGAAUCCCCCGGAAACAAUCUGAACUGGAGCCGCCCUUUGCAUGGGGCCCUGUGCCUAGACGGGGACAAACCAGGAGGCUGGCGCCAGCCCCUGCCCCACCACAGGUCGCUGGCGCUCAAGCGCCGCAUGCUCUGGUCCCCAGGCAGGACCAUUCCCCCUGUGCCCCCUCCAGGGCUUUCUGCAGGCUGGGGAGCCGAGGCUCCCUCCCAUGCCCCAAGAGCUAUUCCCCAGCAGGAUCCGGCUCCCGGACGAUGGCCAGCAAUGCUCCCUCAUCCUCUGCCCCAGAGAUCUUGCUGUCAGGACAGGUUUUUAAUGCUCCUUCCUUUGUUCUAUCCCCCUGGCCCCAGGGCCCAGCUCUCACCCCCCACCCCUCGCUAGCAGCUCCACCCCAGAGCCCCAGCACCCCGGCGUGGUUUGUUCCUCACUGCCCCCCCCUUGUUCCCACACCUCUAGGCUGAGCGAGGGCCCCUUUGUGGGUGGGGCUGAGCCUCACUCUCAUCCAGACAGCCCCGCCCCCUUCCAUCUGGUGGGGCUGGGGUCGCUCUGGGUUUGGAGGGGAGCAUUGUCAUUUUGGCUGCCCUCUUGCUCCUCUCCUGCGCCGGCAACUGCAUUCAGCACCAGUGCCCUGCCCCACCCCCGGCUGCAUGGUGUGUGCCCCUCACCGGGCACUGGGCCCCACUAGCCGCUUUGCAUUUUCAACUCUGUAUAUUUUGUAUAAUAACAAUGAUCAAAAAUACAAUAAAAUCCAACCACAGUCGCUAUG
Messenger RNA from Dermochelys coriacea (leatherback sea turtle), 4460 nucleotides. It is a transcript of the gene KCNIP2, whose product is annotated as potassium voltage-gated channel interacting protein 2. Gene Ontology annotation, cellular component: voltage-gated potassium channel complex. The record is from RefSeq and is a predicted model, not a curated record. NCBI's taxonomy places the organism in Eukaryota, Metazoa, Chordata, Testudines, Dermochelyidae. The coding region runs from base 124 to 882 and encodes 252 amino acids. The transcript is spliced from 9 exons. Gene Ontology annotation, molecular function: potassium channel regulator activity; calcium ion binding. Gene Ontology annotation, biological process: regulation of potassium ion transmembrane transport.